UUCCAGAAAUAUUUUAGUAAAAUAAUAGUUUUUUUAUAGUUAGACUUUCCACUACCAGGAGAACUAUAACUAUGCGAGUGAAACCGCGGGGUAAUUCAGUAGUUAAUUAAAUAGUUAUUUAAUUAAUAAAAAGUGAACUGAAAAUGUUAUCAAAUACAAUGAUAAUUAAACAAGUAUAAGAAUGGUAUUUAAAAACGAAUCAGAUCACGCACUCAUUUGAUUACCUGCGUUCAGCAUUGAAGUGCUCGAUAUGUUUUACACAAGUGAUUAUAACUCAUACUCAUACCAAAAUAUUAAAGGAAACAUUUUCACUGUUAUAUUAAACGGAUUUUGUACCACGGAUAGUUUUCCUACAUUCUCCGUUGCACAUGCAUCGAAACCACUCAUAAAUUUCUCAACUAUAUUUGGAAUGCAGAAUGUCCGUUUCAAUAAAAUCGGCAUACAGCGAGUGUCAAUCUUCAAUAAAUUCUACUGCAUUUUUAUAUUAAGUUUGUUAAUUUGUGUCAUUGUCUGCAUCCCACCCCUUAGUUGGAAAGAAACUAAAUCGGAUCUACCUUUAAAUAUACUAACGAGAUUAUUCGGAGUUUUACAAACUUUCGAGAUAUUUUAUUACGUUUUUAUAGUCUCCUUUGGCAACGCGAGUUAUUACUGGAACUUAUAUAAAACUUUAAACAGUUUGGAUAACCAUUACGAGAAGAGGUUGAAAAUGUUUGUUAAACGACGAUAUUUGGCUAUAUUUCUAAUGUUUACUCCGCUACUGUUAAUUACAUUUACGUUUUAUUUGCGAAAGUUUACCAUACAGAAUGUUGUGGCCCAGAUAACAUUCUUUCUAAUUAUGCUGCAGGGAGUGAACUUUGUAUAUUUCAUCGUCAAUAUUUUUAUAGAGGUUUUAAUCUUCAAGGCUGUAUUGUUUAAGAAGGUUGAAGACUUUGUUCCUACAGAAAUUAACAAAAAGAGUUUUUUGACGAAACUCUUGAUAAAGAGACUUGUUACCUCAGAAAACUUGAAGCGUCGUUAUUGCUGGUUUGAACUUAUGCAAAUUUAUGAUAAAAUCGCUGAUUGCGUUUAUAUCUUCAAUAAAAUAUAUGCAGGGCAGAUUUUGAUUAUGUUUGAAGCCUGGCUGCUCACAACUGUUCUCGUUAUAUGCAGAUCAUUAUCGCCAUCUAUGAAGUAUUCCGAAGUGAUGUGGAGUGAUGCCUUCUAUUACACAUUUCUAAAUAUACGACCAUUUUUUCUUACGAAAAUGAGUGAUUUUUUUAUACAAGAUAGAAGAGAAACACUAUCUUUACUCAUACGUGUACUAAUUCAUACUGACACGAACUAUUAUUUAUAUCAAAGCCAGGUACAAACUAUGAUCACUCAAGUGCAAGGCAGAAAAAUAGAAUUGUCGGCUGUGGUGGCAGCAGUCGAUAUGCCAAUCAUGAUUGCGUUUGCUGGCAAAGUUAUAUCCUAUAGUGUUUUAGUUAUACAAUACUUUUACAUUAAUAACUAACUGUAUUAUGUGGUUUCUCUCGCGGUAAUUAAGGACCCGUGCACAUCAUAACUGACGAUAUAUAUCACUACAUAGUAUAAAACGUCGCUUUCUCUGUCUCUAUGUCCCUUUGUAUGCUUAAAUCUUUGAAACUACGCAACGGAUUUUGAUGCGGUU
Pieris rapae (cabbage white) is the source of this 1648-nucleotide messenger RNA. RefSeq lists its product as uncharacterized. Bases 251 to 1492 code for a protein of 413 amino acids. NCBI's taxonomy places the organism in Eukaryota, Metazoa, Arthropoda, Insecta, Lepidoptera, Pieridae. The record is from RefSeq and is a predicted model, not a curated record. The transcript is spliced from 5 exons.